AUGGGAAAUUCAUUUGGAUGUUCAGCAUCCGGAGAGCGAUUAGUUUCAGCAGCAAGAGAUGGAGAUCUUCAAGAGGCCAAGGCCUUGCUGGAAUGUAAUCCUCGCCUGGCAAGGUACUCGACUUUUGGUGUUCGUAAUUCCCCUCUCCAUUAUUCUGCAGCUCAGGGCCACCAUGAGAUAGUCUCUCUCUUGCUAGAGUCUGGAGUCGAUAUCAAUCUCAGGAAUUAUCGUGGUCAGACUGCUUUGAUGCAAGCUUGCCAACAUGGUAAUUGGGAGGUUGUUCAGACAUUGGUUCUUUCUAAAGCCACAAUUCACAGAGCAGAUUAUCUGAAUGGGGGUACUGCACUCCACUUUGCUGCUUUGAAUGGUCAUUCUCGGUGCAUCCGGCUCCUCCUUGUUGAUUACAUUCCCAGCACUCCGGAUUUUUGGAGUACCUUAAGGAAUGCAUCGAGCAAUGAAGAAUCGAUUGCUGAGUUUAACCAUGAUGUUUUGGUCCAGAUAAUUAAUAGGCCUGCUGAUGGAGGAAUCACUGCGCUGCAUAUGGCAGCGUUGAACGGCCAUGUUGAAAGCGUACAACUACUUUUGGAUUUAGGGGCUUCUGUUUUUAAAGUUACUGUGCAAGAUGGAACUACAAUUGAUCUAAUAGGUGCUGGAAGCACAGCCCUACAUUACGCUGCAUGCGGAGGAAAUGCACAGUGUUGUCAAAUUUUGAUUUCCAGGGGUGCCAGUCUGAAUGCUGAAAAUGCAAAUGGAUGGACUCCCUUGAUGGUGGCCCGUUCAUGGCAUAGAGACUGGCUCGAGGAAAUCCUAAGCACAGAGCAGCAAGUCCAGUCACAAAUUCUUCCUUCACCGUACCUAUCCCUUCCCCUUAUGAGUAUUGUGAAGAUUGCUAGGGAAUGUGGAUGGAGGAACAGUGAUUCUUUAUCUACAUGCCAAGAUCCAUGUGUAGUCUGUUUGGAACAGCAGUGCACAGUGGCUGCAGAAGGUUGUGAUCAUGAGUUUUGCACAAGAUGUGCCUUGUACCUUUGUUCCACAAACUGCACUACAACUGUGUCUCAUGGUCCCCCAGGCUCAAUUGCAUGUCCUCUCUGCCGAAGUGGCAUAGUUUCAUUUGUGAAGCUUAGAGGAACAAGAUCAGUGGUUAAGGAGAAUCCAAGAACAAGUUUAUCCCUAUCGUUGUGCUCGUGUUCAACUGAGGAGCCAGAUUCCGCCUCAAUAACAACCCCAUUAUGCAAGCCUGAGUUCCGUUGCUCUGGUAAAUCUGCUCUCGGAUCUUUCCGGUCCUUAAGCUGCCAGAAGUUCCCAUCAUUCAAGAUCAACUACAACCUUUGCAUGGGAGCUCCAAAUAUUAAUCCUUGUUUGGUUCCAAGCUCCGGUAAUAGGAAGUUGCGGAACCAUUUGGCUAGGUGCUCUAGAUCCGGCUUUAGACGAUCAGCAUCUCAACCUGAAGGCAGAAGGUCGUGGUUUUCUGCACUCAAUCAAAAUGUAACGACUGGCAGUGGAUGCUGA
This is a messenger RNA of Prunus armeniaca (apricot), 1509 nucleotides long. The record is from the annotation of a GenBank genome assembly. Lineage: Eukaryota; Viridiplantae; Streptophyta; Magnoliopsida; Rosales; Rosaceae.